UAUGUGGGUGCCCCGGUGGCUUACAUCCAGCAGAUAUUUGUGAAGUCCUCAGUGUCUCCCUGGCAUAAGAACCUCCUGGCCGUAGAUGUGUUCCGCUCGCCUCUGUCCCGGGCAUUCCAGCUGGUGGAGGAGAUCCGGAACCAUGUGCUGAGAGACAGCUCUGGGACCAGGAGCCUGGAGGAGGUAUGCCUGCAGGUGACCGACCUGCUACCAGGCCUCAAGAAACUCCGGAACCUACUCCCCGAGCAUGGCUGCCUGCUGCUGUCCCCUGGAAACUUCUGGCAAAAUGACCGGGAACGCUUCCAUGCAGACCCUGACAUCAUUGGGACCAUCCACCAGCAUGAGCCCAAAACUCUGCAGACUUCAGCCACACUCAAAGACUUGCUGUUUGGUGUUCCUGGGAAGUACAGUGGGGUGAGCCUCUACACGAGGAAGAGGAUGGUCUCAUACACCAUCACCCUGGUCUUCCAGCGCUACCAUGCCAAGUUCCUGGGCAGCCUUCGUGCCCGCCUCAUGCUCCUGCAUCCCAGCCCCAACUGCAGCAUUCGGGCAGAGAACCUGGUCCAUGUACACUUCAAGGAAGAAAUUGGUGUUGCGGAGCUCAUCCCCUUGGUGACCACCUACAUCAUCCUGUUUGCCUACAUCUACUUCUCCACACGCAAGAUCGACAUGGUCAAGUCCAAGUGGGGACUGGCCCUGGCUGCUGUGGUCACAGUGCUCAGCUCACUACUCAUGUCUGUGGGACUCUGUACUCUCUUUGGCCUUACACCUACACUCAAUGGCGGCGAAAUUUUCCCAUACCUGGUGGUGGUUAUUGGGUUAGAGAAUGUGCUGGUGCUCACCAAGUCAGUGGUCUCAACCCCAGUGGACCUUGAGGUGAAGCUGCGAAUUGCCCAAGGCCUAAGCAGUGAGAGCUGGUCCAUCAUGAAGAACAUGGCGACUGAGCUGGGCAUCAUACUUAUUGGCUACUUCACCCUUGUGCCUGCCAUCCAGGAGUUCUGUCUCUUUGCCGUUGUGGGCCUGGUGUCUGACUUCUUCCUCCAGAUGCUGUUUUUCACCACUGUCCUGUCUAUUGACAUCCGCCGUAUGGAGCUAGCAGACUUGAACAAGCGGCUGCCCCCUGAGGCCUGCCUGCCCCCAGCCAAGCCUGUGGGGCGGUCAGUGCGCUAUGAGAGGCAGCUGGCUGUACGACCAUCCACACCCCAUACCAUCACGCUGCAACCAUCUUCUUUCCGAAACCUGCGGCUCCCCAAGAGGCUGCGUGUCAUCUACUUCCUGGCCCGCACCCGCCUGGCACAGCGCCUCAUCAUGGCUGGCACAGUUGUCUGGAUUGGCAUCCUGGUGUACACAGACCCAGCAGGACUGCGCACCUACCUUGCUGCCCAGGUGACGGAACAGAGCCCACUGGGUGAGGGCGCCCUGGCUCCUAUGCCUGUGCCUAGUGGUGUGCUGCCCGCCAGCCACCCGGACCCUGCCUUCUCCAUCUUCCCACCUGAUGCCCCUAAGCUACCUGAGAACCAGACAUUGCCAGGCGAGCUCCCUGAGCAUGCAGGUCCAGCAGAGGGUGUCCAUGACAGCCCAGUCCCAGAGGUAACCUGGGGGCCUGAGGAUGAGGAACUUUGGAGGAAACUGUCCUUCCGCCACUGGCCCACACUCUUCAGCUACUAUAACAUCACACUGGCCAAGAGGUAUAUCAGCCUGCUACCGGUCAUUCCCGUCACGCUGCGCCUGAACCCCCGGGAGGCCCUGGAGGGACGGCAUCCUCAGGAUGGCCGCAGUGCCUGGGCCCCGCCUGGACCUGUGUCGGCUGGGCUCUGGGAGGCCGGGCCUAAGGGACCAGGCGGGGCCCAGGCCCACGGAGAUGUAACACUGUACAAGGUUGCAGCGCUCGGCCUGGCAGCGGGCAUCAUCCUUGUGCUGCUGUUGCUCUGCCUCUACCGCGUGCUCUGCCCACGCAACUAUGGGCAGCUAGGUGGCGGGCCCGGCCGGCGAAGGCGUGGGGAGUUGCCUUGCGAUGACUAUGGCUACGCGCCGCCAGAGACGGAGAUCGUACCGCUGGUGCUGCGCGGGCACCUCAUGGACAUCGAGUGUCUAGCCAGUGACGGCAUGCUCUUGGUGAGCUGCUGCCUGGCUGGCCACAUCUGCGUGUGGGAUGCACAGACCGGGGACUGCCUCACGCGCAUCCCGCGCCCAGGGCAGCGCCGCGACAGCGCAGGCAGCGCUUUGGAGGCCCAGGAGAACUGGGAAAGAUUGUCGGACGGCGGAAAGGCUAGCCAAGAGGAGCCUGGGGACAGCCCUCCGUUGCGACACCGGCCUCGGGGCCCUCCGCCGUCUUCCCUUUUCGGGGACCAGCCAGACCUCACCUGCUUAAUCAACACCAACUUCUCAGCGCAGCCAAGGCCCCCAGAGCCUGCUCAGCCUGAGCCCCGGCACCGAGUGGGCUGCGGCCGUGCUCGGGACCCCCCAGGCUAUGACUUUAGCCGGCUGGUGCAGCGUGUGUACCAGGAGGAGGGGCUGGCGGCCGUGCGCAUGCCCGCCCUACGCCCGCCCUCCCCUGGGCCUGUGCUGCCCCAGGCCACCGAGGAUGAGGGGUCUUCUCCAGAGAAGGGCUUCCUUCCCCUUUCCUGGGCCCCCAGCGCCUAUGGCUCCAUCUGGAGCUUGGAGCUGCAGGGCAGCCUCAUUGUCGUCGGUCGGAGCAGCGGCCGGUUGGAGGUGUGGGACGCCAUCGAGGGUGUGCUCUGCUGCAGCAGCGAGGAGGUCUCCUCCGGCAUCACAGCCCUCAUCUUUCUGGACAAGAGGAUUGUGGCAGCUCGGCUCAAUGGUUCCCUUGAUUUCUUCUCCUUAGAGACCCACACUGCCCUCAGCCCUCUGCAGUUCCGAGGGACCUCAGGGCGGGGCGGUUCUCCCUCAUCUCCUGUGUACAGCAGCAGCGAUGCAGUGGUCUGUCACCUGACCCACACAGUGCCCUGUGCACACCAGAAACCCAUCACAGCCCUAAGAGCUGCUGCUGGGCGCCUGGUGACUGGUAGCCAAGACCAUACCUUGAGAGUGUUCCGUCUGGAGGAUUCGUGCUGCCUCUUCACCCUGCAGGGCCACUCAGGGGCCAUCACGACUGUGUACAUAGACCAGACCAUGGUGCUGGCCAGUGGAGGACAAGAUGGGGCCAUCUGCUUGUGGGAUGUGCUGACUGGCAGCCGGGUGAGCCACGUGUUCGCUCACCGUGGGGAUGUCACCUCCCUUACCUGUACCACCUCCUGUGUCAUCAGCAGUGGCCUGGAUGACCUCAUCAGCAUCUGGGACCGCAGCACGGGCAUCAAGCUCUACUCCAUUCAGCAGGACCUGGGCUGUGGUGCAAGCUUGGGAGUCAUCUCAGACAACCUGCUGGUGACUGGUGGCCAGGGCUGCGUCUCCUUUUGGGACCUAAACUACGGGGACCUGUUACAGACAGUGUACCUGGGGAAGAACAGUGAGGCCCAGCCUGCCCGCCAGAUCCUGGUGCUGGACAAUGCUGCCAUUGUGUGCAACUUUGGCAGUGAGCUCAGUCUGGUGUAUGUGCCCUCUGUGUUGGAGAAGUUGGACUGAGGGUGGGUAGUAGCUGAGACCUCU
This is a messenger RNA of Castor canadensis (American beaver), 3606 nucleotides long. It is a transcript of the gene Scap, whose product is annotated as SREBF chaperone. Gene Ontology annotation, biological process: SREBP signaling pathway; regulation of cholesterol biosynthetic process. The record is from RefSeq and is a predicted model, not a curated record. Gene Ontology annotation, molecular function: sterol binding; protein binding. Gene Ontology annotation, cellular component: Golgi membrane; SREBP-SCAP complex; endoplasmic reticulum membrane. Lineage: Eukaryota; Metazoa; Chordata; Mammalia; Rodentia; Castoridae.